AUGUCCCGCCUUUUAACCCGCCGCUACACACCCCGCCUCCGGGUUCCCGUAGCCCCCCGGCCCUCAUCAACAUUCCAAUCCCGCCCCGGUCCUCCAAAGCUCCCCGCCGAAGACCAAGCCGAAUUCGAGCGUCUGCAGCGCGCAGCGUCUGUAUCGUCUGCUUUCCAGCCCACAGAGCAAACAGCAGAGGUCACGGGAGCUACACCUGCUACAUCGCAGAUCAAGCAUACAACUACACCCGAAAAGAAAACGGAUGAUGAUAUGAACGUGGGCUACUUCCGGGGUGCGCCACCAGAGUUUGAGGGCGAUGUGAAUCCCAAGACUGGAGAGGUCGGAGGGCCCAAGAAUGACCCUCUUCGAUGGGGCGGGGAGAGCGAUUGGUCUUACAACGGACGAGCGACGGAUUUUUAA
Messenger RNA from Fusarium pseudograminearum CS3096, 411 nucleotides. RefSeq lists its product as uncharacterized. The transcript has a single exon. Gene Ontology annotation, cellular component: mitochondrion. The record is from RefSeq and is a predicted model, not a curated record. The coding region runs from base 1 to 411 and encodes 136 amino acids. Gene Ontology annotation, biological process: mitochondrial respiratory chain complex II assembly. Lineage: Eukaryota; Fungi; Ascomycota; Sordariomycetes; Hypocreales; Nectriaceae.